Molecule: messenger RNA, 396 nt
Organism: Symbiodinium sp. CCMP2456
Lineage: Eukaryota; Dinophyceae; Suessiales; Symbiodiniaceae
Source: the annotation of a GenBank genome assembly
AUGAACAUCGGACAAGUUUCAGAACAGAGCGGCUUGCCUUCGAAAACGAUCCGGUAUUACGAGGAUAUCGGCCUCGUGAAACCAUCAAGACUUGAGAACGGAUACCGCGAUUUUGCGUCCAACGACCUGCAAAAGCUGGCUUUCCUCGGCCGGGCCCGGUCACUUGGGUUCACCAUCGAGGAUUGCCGCACGCUCGUGUCGCUCUACGAGGAUCGGGAGCGUUCAAGUUCGGAAGUGAAGGCGAUCGCACAAAGCCACCUGGAACGCAUCAAUAGUAAGAUUGCAGAGCUGCAGGCGCUGAGCUUGGCCCUUCACGAUCUCGUGAAGAGCUGUCAGGACGAUGAUCGUCCAGAGUGCCCGAUCAUCGACGGUCUAGCUCGCGCUGAAAUCUUCUGA